AUGUUUAGAGCAGCAAGAUUUGUUCCAGAAAUACUUUUUUUAUAUAUGUUGGAACAUGUAGAGAGGGCUUCUUUCAGUCUUGUGAUUUUACAUCCACAGCAAGCAGGAACUAUUCUACAAGGAAGAGCCCAUGCCUGUGUUAUAGUUUUAAGCUUGGCUUCAGAGAGUAGCUUCUUUAUCAUUUAUGUUAAAUUUGGAGCCUUAUUCGAGUUUAAAACCAAAUCCAAGUGUUUAAGUAAGAAUCAGACGAUAUUCUGCCAACUCGUGUGGAUUUCAUGCAAAUUACCACACAGGAGUUCUGGGAAGUGGUCUACACUCUACACACAAGAACCUGGGGAUUUGGUAGAAAUUGAUGGACUAAUUAAGUUGAAGCAGUACAAGGUGACUAUUGAUGCCUCUACUCCUGAAGCCAAGGCUGCUGGGAAAUGGAGAAAGGCUUUGAAAGAAGCAGCUGAUGUGGCCGGUUGGGAGUUGAAGAACACUGCUGAUGGGCAUGAAGCUAAAGUCAUUCAACAAAUUGUUGAAAAGCUUUCACUAGAGUUGCGUUCCAUUAAUGUCCGCAUUGAUGAAAACUUAGUAGGCAUGAAGACCCGGAUCAACAAUAUUGUAUCAUCAUUAGGAACUGCUCCUGAUGAUGUUAAUAAGGAAGGAAUUUGCCUCUUCAAUAGGUAUGCAUUUGGGAGAGAAAUUCCCAUUCAAGGGUACGAAGAGCUAUCAAGACAAGUUCUACGUUAUGCUGCUGGUCUUCCCUUGACCAUCAAAGUUUUGGGUUCUUUUCUUUGUGGUAAAAGUAAGCUUGAAUGGGUAGAUGCCUUGGCUAGACUUAAAAGAAUUCCUUUAGAGGAAACUCAAAAAAAGUUGGAAUUAAGCUAUACCGGUUUAAAUGAAGAUUACAAGGAAAUAUUUCUAGAUGUUGCAACCAUACUGAAAGGUUGGCCGAAAGACUUAGUAAUCAAAGCACUUGAAAGCUGUGGAUUUCAUGCUAGAAUUUGUUUAAGGGUUCUUGAGCAAAAAUCUCUUAUUACUUUUAAUGAUAAAUCUGAUGUUGGUGAGUGUGUAGGCAUGCAUGACCAUAUUGAAGAAAUGGGCAGGAAUAUUGUUCGUCGUUCCCACCCGGAUAUGCCUUACAAACAUAGCCGAUUGUGGAUUGAUGACGAGAUUGAAGAUAUAUUGGCUAAUGACUUGGGUACUAAAGCAACAAGAUGUAUAAAAUUUUACAAGGAGAGACUCAAUCCGGAAAUUGUUAUGAAAGGUCUUAGAAAGAUGAAAGAACUUCGGUAUCUUUAUGUGGCUCAGCAAAGUCUUUACUCGAAUAGGGCUAAACGGAACCCAAAUUGUCUAAAUGGUUUUGGUGUACUGUGUUGUAAUAAAGUCACUCCAUACUUCCCAGAUGCUUUACAAUAUCUGCAUUGGAACAAUUACCCUUUUGGGUCUUUACCCAAAACAUUUCAAGCAAAUAAUCUUGUUGCACUUGAGAUGAUCAACAGCAAGAUCGUGCAACUUUGGGAAGGGGGAGAAAGAAAGACUCUCAAAAAGCUCAGAUUCCUAGGCCUCAGUGGCCCAAAGUUGAGGACCUUUGACCUUGGGCUAACUCCAAAUCUCGAGACAUUGACUCUUGGAGGACUAGGUGAUUUGGUAGAACUUAAAAUUCCCGUUGAAUGUCAAAAACUCAGAUCCCUCAAACUUUAUUGUACAAAGUUAAGGCCGUUUGACCUUUGGUUGACUCCAAAUCUCGAGGAGUUGUUUCUUGAAGGUGGUGAUAUGGUAGAAUUUCACAUGCCCCCGAGGUGUCUAAAUCUCACAUCCCUUAAUCUCAAAUAUUUAAAGUUGAGGACACUUGACAUUGGGCUGACUCCAAAUCUUGAGAAUUUAUCUGUUAUGCAUUGCUCUGAUUUGGAAGAAAUUCACAUGGCCAAUGAAUGUGUGAAGCUCAGAUCCGUCUACCUUGAAGGUCCAAAGCUCAGGACCAUUGACCUUGGGCCGACUCCAAAUCUUAAGAGAAUGGAUCUUCAUGGAAGCAAAGAUUUGGAAGAAUUUCACAUUCCCGAAUGCCCAAUACUCACACACAUCAGCAUGAGCUAUUCAAAGUUGAGAAUCAUUGACCUCAGGCUGAUUCCUAAUCUCAAUAUGUUGUUUCUUGUAAGCUGCAUAGAUUUGGUACAACUUCACCUAGCCGAUGAAUGUCAAGAGCUUGAAUCCCUCACCGUUAUGCAUUCAAAGUUAAGGACCCUUGACCUUGGGCUGACUCCAAAUAUCAAGAUGCUGAAUCUUGAAGGAUCAUAUAACUUGUUAGAACUUCAUGCUCCCAUUGGAUGUCUAAAAAAUCUUGUCCGCUUAGACUUAAGUGGCUUUUUGGGGUUUAGAUCUUUUUCGUUUCGCUUAAAUGAUAAUACUUCUGGUAUAGUGAACAAAUCACUUAAGGUUCGUCCUUUAGCUGAGUUACAUUUCACCCUAAAAACCUGCCCAUUUCACCCAGACAAUAAUUUGCUGAAGUUUGAGUUUACAUGUUUUCAUAAAGACGACAUACCUCCAUUGAUUAGAAGUCUCACGAAGCUCAUUUCUGGAGGUGCGUGUGCUUGCACAAAACUUCCGAGGUUUUCAAGAAGCAUUGAGCAGCAAAGAUAUAUUUUUUAUGUUGGAACAUGUCAAGAGGGCUUAUUCAGUUGCAUGAUCUUACAUCCACAGCAAGCACCCACAACUGGAGCUGUUCUACUAGUGAAUAAUCAACAAUUAUUUUGA
This is a messenger RNA of Lactuca saligna, 2739 nucleotides long. The record is from the annotation of a GenBank genome assembly. NCBI's taxonomy places the organism in Eukaryota, Viridiplantae, Streptophyta, Magnoliopsida, Asterales, Asteraceae.